Messenger RNA from Phalacrocorax carbo (great cormorant), 2407 nucleotides. The record is from RefSeq and is a predicted model, not a curated record. NCBI's taxonomy places the organism in Eukaryota, Metazoa, Chordata, Aves, Suliformes, Phalacrocoracidae.
GCUCGCGCAGGCGCAGUUGGUGCGACCGUUGGGGCGCGAAGGGUUUCUCUGGCGUGUGUGAGGGGAGCGCUGCGCCGGCCGUGCCCCCGCACCCCUGGCUGCGAAAAGGGGGUGCUCCCGCCUUCCCUGAGGGAAUUGCCUGUCCCCUCACGUCUCCUGGCCCUCAGCCUACGAUAAUGACACCAGAACAGAGCCCAGCGGCUUCCCUCAUCGACAGGACCAUCAAAAUGAGGAAAGAGACCGAAGCCCGGAAAGUGGUCUUGGCCUGGGGACUCCUCAACGUGUCUGUUGCAGGCAUGAUAUAUACCGAAAUGACUGGAAAACUCAUAAGCUCAUAUUACAACAUCACAUACUGGCCGCUCUGGUAUAUUGAACUUGCACUAGCGUCUCUCUUCAGCCUGAAUGCCUUAUUUGAUUUCUGGAGGUACUUCAAAUACACAGUGGCACCGAUGAGCUUGGUUGUGAGUCCUGGCCAGCAGACCCUGCUGGGUUUGCAGAACGCAGCGGUACAAACAACUCCACCACGUGAGCUGGCAGCAAAGAAAGCGCCGUCUUUGACACCUUCUCCUCCAAUCCAGGGUCAAAGCGUGCUGAGUUACAGCCCAUCACGCUCCCCCAGUGCCAGUCCAAAGUUUACUACCAGUUGUAUCACAGGGUACAGCCCUCAGCUACAGGCUCUGUCAAGCAACAGCGCUUCUUAUGGCAGUGCUGUAACCUAUUCGCCAAGCAGCGGCUACAAUAAGGUUUCCAGCUUCAGCCCCUCUCCCAGUGGAUCAACAUACCCCACCAGUAUUGGGCCAGUGGAAAGCGGCGGGCUGAGGUCUCGUUACCGCUCUUCGCCCAUUCCAUAUAAUUCUCCUACUGGGAAGGAAGACUAUAUGACAGACCUCAAGUCACUGGACACCUUCCUUCGAACUGAAGAAGAGAAACAGCACAGAGUUCAGCUGGGAAGUUCAGAUUCCAGCUCUCCUUCCAGCAGCCCAACUUUCUGGAACUACAGCCGUUCCAUGGCAGACUACGCACAGAUGCUGAGGAAGUUCCAGUAUCAGCUGGCUUGCAGGUCCCAGGCUCCAUCAGCACACAAGGAUGAAGCUGAUCUGAGCUCAAAACAGGCUGCAGAAGAGGUUUGGGCACGGGUGACAAUGAACCGACAGCUCCUUGAUCACAUGGAUUCCUGGACCGCAAAGUUCAGAAACUGGAUUAACGAGACUAUUCUAGUGCCACUUGUCCAAGAGAUCGAGUCCGUGAGCACUCAGCUGAGAAGAAUGGGGUGUCCAGAACUGCAGAUCGGAGAAGCCAGCAUCAGCAGUCUGAAGCAGGCAGCGCUCGUUAAAGCUCCGCUUAUUCCGACCCUGAACGCUAUAGUGCAGUAUUUGGAUCUUACACCGAACCAGGAGUAUUUGGUCGAAAGGAUCAAAGAGCUGUCUCAGGGAGGAUGCAUGAGUUCCUUCCGAUGGAACAGAGGAGGGGAUUUCAAAGGCCGCAAGUGGGACACCGACUUGCCCACCGACUCCUCUAUCAUCAUGCACGUGUUCUGUACUUACCUCGACUCCAGGCUGCCGCCUCACCCCAAGUAUCCGGACGGCAAAACCUUCACUUCCCAACACUUCAUUCAGACGCCCGACAAACCAGACACUUCGAACGAAAACGUCUUUUGCAUCUACCAGAGCAGCAUCAAUCCGCCCCACUACGAGCUGAUCUACCAGCGCCACGUCUACAACCUGCCCAAGGGCAGAAACAACAUGUUCCAUACCUUGCUCAUGUUUUUGUAUAUCAUAAAGACAAAAGAAUCCGGGAUGCUCGGGCGGGUGAAUCUGGGCCUAUCGGGAGUCAAUGUCCUGUGGAUUUUUGGAGAGUGACGUCUCCCGCGGGAUGCCGGCUCGGAGGAACGAUCCUCUGGUGGGACCACCUCAGCAGAGGCGUUACGUUGUCAGCUUAAACACGGACUUACUAUGAAAUGGGAUAAUUUUUAGGCUCUGCUUUGUGGGCAGAGGGGAAGCAAGCAGGGAAGUAAUCCUUGCGUGGGUUUUGUGACAUUUCACUGCCAAAAUGCUUCUACGUAUGAACACCAGGCAGGUUUUCUCUUUCCGGCUCCACACCUGAACGAAUUCUGGUUCACAAGUCAUUUGCUGUUUCUGUUCCACAUAUCCGUUGGUGCUGUCACCACUUAAACUGAGCUUAAUUGAUCUUGGGACUAAACUCCAGUCGUGUUUGAGGGCUUGAAGAGCCCUCCUGAGGUCGUGCACAGCCAUGAGCGAGUUCUCGCGUGGAAGGACACAGUGAUUUGGCCAACUUCAGGGUGUGAAAAAUUCCAGAGACGCGUGAGAAGAGCCAAGUCAGAAUGUUUAGACUCGGUUUUAGUUAAUUUUCUUUCAUGUAUGAAAAAAAUACCAUUAUUUUUUUUUAA